This is a messenger RNA of Rotaria socialis, 522 nucleotides long. Lineage: Eukaryota; Metazoa; Rotifera; Eurotatoria; Philodinida; Philodinidae. The record is from the annotation of a GenBank genome assembly.
AUGAUUUAUUUAUGUCGAUUUCGUCAACGAAAUCGUUUAAUUGAAAUACCAAUUACAAGUGAAUAUUAUCAUCAACAAAAUGGAAUUUCACAUCAAAAUCUUAAAUAUUUAAUAAUUCAAGAAUUUCAAUUACAACAGAUAAUAAAAACAACUUUAGUUAUUCAAAUAUGGAAUGAACAAUAUCAAGAAUAUAUUGAUAUCGAAUCAUUUAAACGGAUACCAUUUGAAGGUCGUCUACAAGUACUUCUGUAAGUUAAAUUAGAAAAGAAAAUAAAUGUGGAGACUUCGGAUUUCAUCCGAGAGUUAUGUGUACUGCAAAAAGUACAUGAGACAUAUGAGUCAUUCUAGAAUAUCUGAACACCAAAAUUAUCAUGAGAAACUAGACAAUUAUAUUUCUGGAUGCAGUUUCUGUGCAUUUUGAGACGUUUUUCAGGCGAUGUUUCGUUAGAAAGCUAUGACUUAGUUCAAAACUAAUAUCAGAUUUAGAAUCAGCGUUAAAAACUGAGUCGAUUUAUAUAUGUU